This is a messenger RNA of Staurois parvus, 503 nucleotides long. The record is from the annotation of a GenBank genome assembly. NCBI's taxonomy places the organism in Eukaryota, Metazoa, Chordata, Amphibia, Anura, Ranidae.
UGCCCAUCUCCUGUACUAUGUCCGCAGUGUCUGGUCAUGCCCUGUACUGUCUGCAGUCUCUGGUCAUCUCCUGUACUAUGUCCGCAGUCUCUGGUCCAUCUCAUCUCCUGUACUGUGUCCGCAGUCUCUGGUCAUCUCCUGUACUAUGUCCGCAGUCUCUGGUCUUCUCCUGUAUUAUGUCCACAGUCUCUGGUCAUCUCUUGUACUGUGUCUGUCGCAGUCUCUGGUCAUCUCCUGUACUGUGUCCGCAGUCUCUGGUCAUCUCCUGUACUGUGUCCGCAGUCUCUGGUCAUCUCCUGUACUGUGUCUGCAGUCUCUGGUCCAUCUCCUGUACUGUGUCCGCAGUCUCUGGUCAUCUCCUGUACUGUGUCCGCAGUCUCUGGUCAUCUCCUGUACUGUGUCCGCAGUCUCUGGUCCAUCUCCUGUACUGUGUCCGCAGUCUCUGGUCAUCUCUUGUACUGUGUCCACAGUCUCUGGUCAUCUCCUGUACUAUGUCCGCAGUC